This is a messenger RNA of Osmia bicornis bicornis, 2946 nucleotides long. It is a transcript of the gene Fcp1, whose product is annotated as RNA polymerase II subunit A C-terminal domain phosphatase. Gene Ontology annotation, cellular component: nucleus. The coding region runs from base 156 to 2459 and encodes 767 amino acids. Gene Ontology annotation, molecular function: RNA polymerase II CTD heptapeptide repeat phosphatase activity. The record is from RefSeq and is a predicted model, not a curated record. Lineage: Eukaryota; Metazoa; Arthropoda; Insecta; Hymenoptera; Megachilidae. The transcript has 7 exons.
UAUAUGUGUGCGUUUGUCAAUGGAAAGAAAUUUAAUAUUAGUGUGUGUUUAUGUCAUCUCCCGCGUAAAAACGUUGAGAGUUUAGCAAUAUUAAUCAUUUCAUUUUUUUUCAACAGUUGAUAAUAUUUUAAGAUCUGAAUGUUCGUUAAAAGAUUAUGGGGACAAUAGAAAUCACAUUUCCUCCUGGAGGGCCAGGAAAAAUAUUGAAAUGGAGAGUCCGAAUGGAUACAAUGGUUUCAGCGGGUAGAGUGUUGUUUUUAUAUCAAAACAUCACUCCAGGAGCUGAAGAUAAUAAGAGUCCUGAGAAAAAAUACCGUGCUACAAAAUUUGGUCGUGUUACAAAAUUUUUGGUAAAGGAAGGAGAUGUUGUUCAACCUGGGCAAGUGGUAAUGACCCUAGAAGGAUGUCGUCAUCCUACUGUAAUGAAGGACUUAUGUGCAGAAUGUGGAGUAGAUUUAAGGGUUGAAGGAAUUGGUAAAGAAAAUGAAAAUAUAAAAAUAUUACAAGCUAGUGUACCAAUGGUACAUAGUGUACCGGAGUUAAAAGUCUGUCCAGAAUUAGCUGAAAAAAUUGGAAAAGAAGAUGAACAGCGUUUAUUAAAUGAUCGCAAAUUAGCAUUACUUGUUGAUCUUGACCAAACAAUUGUUCAUACAACAAAUGAUAAUAUUCCUCCUAAUAUGAAGGAUGUUUAUCAUUACCAACUUUAUGGUCCAAAUUCUCCUUGGUACCAUACUCGUUUAAGGCCUAACACUAGACACUUUCUUUCUGAAAUGAGUCGUUUAUACGAAUUGCACAUAUGUACAUUUGGAGCAAGGAACUAUGCGCAUACUGUAGCAUCAUUAUUGGAUAAAGAUGGAAUUUUAUUUUCUAAUAGAAUACUUUCACGAGAUGAAUGUUUCGAUCCUGCGUCAAAAACAGCUAAUCUUAAGGCUUUAUUUCCUUGUGGAGAUGAUCUAGUAUGCAUUAUAGAUGAUAGAGAAGAUGUAUGGCAGGGAUGUGGAAAUUUAGUCCAAGUUAAGCCUUAUCAUUUUUUUCGUCAUACCGGUGAUAUACAUGCACCACCGGGAUUAGAGAAAAAUGAUGUGUCGGUUCUACCUGAAUUACAAAGUACAAAUGAAAUGAAUAACGAUGAUAAUCCAGAUGAAUCGGGUGUUAAUGGUGCACCUGAAUCGACAAACGAAGAAGCUGCAUCAGAUAAUAAUUGUAAAGAAGAAAUUCAGGAAAUAACUGAAAAUAAAGAAAAUGUAAAUGAGUUUUUAGAACAGAACGAUGCGAAUACCAAAGAUGAUACAAACACUAGCUCCGAUUUAAAUCCUAACACGAGUAAUGAAAAUCAAGAUAAUAAAACAGAAGAAGCGAAAGAAAAUUCAAUAUCAGCUAAUUUAACGCAAGAUGUUAAAAGCGAGGAUAAAACUUCGAAUGAAAAUAAUAUUAUAGACGAAGACGACGACGAUUACUUAUUAUAUCUGGAAGAUAUUCUUCGGAGGAUUCAUGCCGAAUUUUAUGCUACUAUAGAAAAAGAAGGUCGCGCCUCGUUACGAGAUAUUAUUCCACGAGUUAGGGCACAAGUAUUGAAAGGAGUACAUAUUACUUUUAGUGGAUUGAUACCUACUCAUCAGAAACUUCAUCAAAGUCGCGCGUAUAAAGUAGCUAGGGCAUUUGGAGCAGAAGUAUCACAAGAUUUGACAGAUAAAACUACCCAUUUAGUUGCUAUUAGACCAGGUACAGCGAAGGCCAAUGCCGCCAAGAAAAAUCCAAAUAUAAGAAUUGUAAAUCCAGAUUGGCUUUGGACAUGUGCGGAACGUUGGGAACAUGUCGAUGAACGUUUAUUUCCACUUACUGCAAAGGGUCGUGCUUCUAGAAUACCGCCACCACAUUGUAGUAGCCCAGAACGCAUAGAAGAACAAGAGAAAAAUAUAGAAGAUAGUUUUGCUGAUAGUAUUAAUCCGCUAAUGUCAUUUACACCAGAGGAAAUAGAAAUUAUGGAUAAAGAAGUUGAAGAAGAUAUGGAUGAUCAAGAAGCGGAUGUACCUGUUUUCGAUGUCGAAGAAGUAGAAAGUGCAAGGGAUAUUGAGGAGUUAGGAGAAUUAGCGGAGAUAGCAGAUAUAGGUGAUACAGAAGAGUGUGAUAAGAAAAGUUAUAGAGAUUCGGAUUCUGAAGAUUUGAAACGUAGAAAAAGAAAGAAGAGGAAUGAGACAAGUGAGAAAAAGAAGUUACUUCCGGAUAGGAAGAGAAAAAAGUUUUGUAAUGAAAGUUCUGAAGAUGAUACUUCUUCGAGUGAAAACGAUGAUGACGACCCCGUAACACGUUUCAGAAGAGGAGAAAGUUUGCCUGAUGAUUUAGAUUUAGGUGAUAAUUCGCAAGAUUCAGUUGAAGAUCUUGAAUUAAUGGACAAUGAAGAUGAACGAGAAUGGAAUGCAAUGGGUGCAGCUCUUGAAAGAGAAUUUCUUUCAGAGUAAUUUACUGUAGGAUGGCUUUCUUUGCUUUUUUUAAUCAGAUCCUUACAUUGAUUGUAAAUUUCAGAUCGGUGAAUUUUAUUAGUUAUGGAUAAUAUUUAAAAUAAUUUUACAAGGAGUUUGUAGAGUUCUGACUCAAAUAGUUUAAGGUAAUUUUAUAAAGAGUUCAAAAUAAUAAUGAAUAAGCUUAAUAAGAAAAAAUACGAAGCAUUGUUUUGUAUUUAACUAUUACAAUUAAACAGACAAAAUCAAAUAUGUUUUUAAUAAAUUAUAGUUUUAUUAACAUCGAUUUUGUCAGUUUCUAUUAAAAUUGUGCGUACACGCAUUAUCGCGUGUAAGCACAUGUAAAUAAUGAACAUAUGUUUAUUCAUAUGUAUAAGAUGAAUUUUAACAAUUAGCUAUUCAAAUAAUCAGACACAUUUUUAUUUUCGAAACUUAUAUUUCAAUUUAAGAUAUACUACACAAUAAAUCAUGAUUUUUGUUUCAGAAA